Molecule: messenger RNA, 2248 nt
Organism: Saprolegnia diclina VS20
Lineage: Eukaryota; Oomycota; Saprolegniomycetes; Saprolegniales; Saprolegniaceae
Exons: 15
Coding region: 1-2217 (738 amino acids)
Biological process (GO): protein O-linked glycosylation
Molecular function (GO): protein binding; glycosyltransferase activity
Source: RefSeq, a predicted model, not a curated record
AUGGCAUGGUGGAGCGUCAUUGCGUGCAGCCUGCUCGUGCUCGUGUCACCAACGUCCUCCGUCGUCUUCUUUGGCAAUGCAAAUAUGUCCGUGACCAAAACGCUCGCCAGCGCCUUGGAGCUCUUGCAGGCCGGCGCGCGUGGCGAGGCACACGAGAGGUUGCUUGCGCUCGCGCGAAUUGCGCCCCAGAACGCGGAUGUUCACACAGCAUUAGGCGCACUCGCGCAAAUGGAUGGUUACGCAGACCGUGCGAUCGCUAGCUAUACGACGGCCGCGUCGCUGUGCGGUCCCACGGAGGCGCUGCAUGGCAACCUUGGUCUUGCCCACUAUGCAAGACAAGACUACAGGGCUUCCGUGGAGCACUUGCGAGCAGCUAUUGCGCUCAACCCGACGCGCCUGCCCCACCACGCCCACAUGCUCGGGUUGGCCCUACAUUUUCUGCGCGAUGACGCCGCGGCCAAGGUCGUGUACGUCGCCGCUGUUGCCCACGCGCCGCACGAUGCGGCAGUGCACUUUGACUACGGCGUGACGCUCCAAGCCCUUGGCGAUGUUGAGCAAGCUGGGGAUGCCUACAACCGCGCCAUCGCGCUCAAUCCUGCAAUGGGCUCGGCGUGGCUCAAUAUGGCUUCGUUGCACUUGCAGUAUGGGGAAGUAAGCAAAGCCCUUUAUGGGUUUGAGAAAACACUGGGUCUUUCCCUUUCCAUUGACCUGUGGCUGUGUGCAACGACCAAUUAUGCCGUAGCUCUGGAGCUGGACGGUCAACCUCUUGCAGCGACCAAGUUUCUAAAGCGAGCCCACGCAGUGCUGCAGCUUCAGGGAGCGACAACAUCGACGCUCUACUUGAACGUGUGCGAGCACCAAAUCCGAACCUGGCGCGCCAUUGCGUUCUGGAAAGACUACGAACUGGUUUGGACGCGUUUUUUGGAAAUGACGUGGCAGCACGAGAUUCAAGUCGGGGGCGUGAGCUCGAUGAUGCCGUUCACGUCGCUCUUACUUCCGCUGGCGCCCGAGACGAAGCGCAAGAUUGCCGAAUCGAUCACACGACCGCAUGGUCCUACUGAGAAACGACUUUGGCGCCCCGUGUCAUUGGCCGGUGCCCGGCGCUUGCACGUCGGGUACCUCUCGUACGAUUUCAACAACCACCCGACGGCCCAUUUGAUGGAAGGCCUCUUUCGGUGCCAUAAUGCGUCGUCGGUUGAAGUAUCCAUGCUGAGCUACGGCAAAGACGACAACAGUUCUUACCGACGGCUCUUCCCGUCGCUCGUCGAGCACUUUGUGGACCUUGUAAGCGCAGGCACACAUGCUGCUGCUUCUCUUAUCCGAGACGCGCACGUCGACAUUCUCAUCGACGCUCAAGGUCACACUCUCGGUCAGCGCCACGACAUUGUGGCCCAGCAGCCCGCACCGAUUAUCAUCAGCUACUUGGUGUUCCCUGGCACAUUGGGGGCGCCGUAUGUUGAUUAUCUGCUGGCGGAUGCCCACGUGGCUCCACCAGAGCACGCACACCACUUUGUUGAAAAGCUCCUGAUUGUGCCGCACUCGUACCAAGUCAACUACUUUGCGUCGCCCGUCCCCUUCUCCGAAACGCGGCGCACCGGGCGCUUUGUCUUUGCCAAUUACAACAAGAUCGAUAAGCUCGAGCCACGCGUGUUUGGCGUCUGGAUGCAGAUCUUACGCCGGGUGCCCGCGAGCGAUUUGUGGUUGCUGGCGCCAACGUCGACCAAGUCGGAGCAGUUGACGAUGCGGCAUGUGCGCAUGGAAGCUGCCGUCUACGGCAUCCCACCUUCCCGCAUUCGGUUUCUACCACGCGUCACCAAGGCGGCUCACUUGGCGCGCCAAGCAGACGCAGAUUUGUUUCUCGAUACCUUUGUGUAUGGAGCGCACUCGACGGCAACCGAUGCAAUGUGGGGACACCUUCCGGUGCUCACCCUCGCCGGCGACUCCUUCACAAGUCGGGUCGGAAUCUCCUUGGCCGCCAACGCCAACAGCCUCGAACUCGUUGUCCACAGCGCCAAAGAAUUUGCCGACGUCGCGGUCUAUCUAGCGAAUCAUCGCUCAGUCCUGGCGGCUUUGCGAAAAUCUGUGGCCCUUGGUCAAGCGACGGCGCCUCUCUUCGACACCGCUGGAUUUACCAGAUCGCUAGAAGCUAUGUACCGACUAGCAUACGAGCUGCACGCCUGCAAUAUAUCGCGACGUCACAUUGUACUUGGAGUAUAACUAUUCUCACUAAAUAAGAUCUACUUUACGG